Molecule: messenger RNA, 549 nt
Organism: Wallemia ichthyophaga EXF-994
Lineage: Eukaryota; Fungi; Basidiomycota; Wallemiomycetes; Wallemiales; Wallemiaceae
Exons: 2
Coding region: 1-549 (182 amino acids)
Source: RefSeq, a predicted model, not a curated record
AUGUUUACCGGAAAUCCAGUGGAUCUACCUCCACUCGAGACAGCAAUCGAUUUCGGUGUGACGGCUAUAUCCCAGACCACAGAAAGUAUAGACGAGGCGUCUAAAUUGCUUUCAAGAGCACUGGCCAGCUUCAAACACGUGACAGAUGACUAUGCCACGCUGCCAUACGAGGUAUCGUUUAAUUGGGACGAAAUUGAGUUACCGGAGGAUUUAGAGAAGGAGUACUACUGCGUGGUCUUCAGAUCAAAGCGGAAAGCAGACGUAGAUCCUGAUCUCUACACCGCUGAUAGAUUGGCUCAUGAGGAGGCUGUUGUAGCCAGUCAAGGUAAUCUCCUCAUGUACUGGUUUGGUAGCGCAAAAGCUGAUACCAGAGAGUGUCUUGCUACUUGUAUUUGGUCCUCUCAAAGCUGGGCGAAACGCGCUUCAAAGCUUCCAAAGCACGUACAGGCAGCAAAGUUGUCCAAAGAUGCCUAUGAAUCGUUCCAGCUUGAGCGCUUCCGAUUAAUCAAGCCACUCGGAACACGCAAGCUGAAUUUAGAAAGGGUGUAG